Pocillopora verrucosa is the source of this 1328-nucleotide messenger RNA. The record is from RefSeq and is a predicted model, not a curated record. Lineage: Eukaryota; Metazoa; Cnidaria; Anthozoa; Scleractinia; Pocilloporidae.
CCAAUAUGGCUGACAAACAAAGACCAAUUUUUUCUCCUUGAGAAAUCGCGAUCUGUUGGCUCUCAGCUCAAUAGAAACGGAUGAACUGCACAAAUUUAGGUAGCCUGUAGCUUUAGAUAUCAUCUGCUAUUAACAAUGGUUCUGUUCGCGAUGAUUACGCGUGUUUCAGAUGGAAUGCCUCUGUCUGCUUCCACCGACCUCGAUAUGCAUUUUGAGCUUAAAGAAAGCAAGAGACUCGCCAAAAGUUUAGCCAGGAAAGCUAAUCAGUAUCCAACUAGAUGUGCCAUGCAAUGUGGAAAUCAUAUGAUAUACUUUGUGAAGGCUGUUGGAGUUUGUUUCUUGGCUGUUUGUAAUGGAACCUAUCCCGCUGUUUUGGUGUUCUGUUUCCUUGAGGAGCUUCAGCGUGAAUUUGUAAUAACAUUUCAAAGUCAAGAUGUUCAAAGAGCAAAGAGACCCUAUUCAUUCAUAGAAUUUGAUUCCUUCAUUCAGAAAACCAAGCAAAGAUACAACAACACAAGAACUUUGACAUCACGGCUUAAUUUAAGUGAAAUGAGUGAAGAUUUACACAACAACCCUCCAUUCCAGAUAUCACAAUCAGAACUUGGACCAGAAAAUAACACAGAUGUCAAGACUUACAAGACAGGAGGCCCAACAAGACGUCUUGAACCCUUGACAUGGAAAAGUCUCACUGCCUGUGUUUUAGCAGGAAUUUGUGGACUUCUUAACUUUCUAAGAUGUUUUCCAUUUUUAAAUGUUAUAGUACUUGAUGAUGAGGCCAGUGCUACUUGGUUCUCAGCUGUUGGCUUUUUGCUUGCUGGUGUUUUGAACUGUUGCCAGCUUCUGCUCCUGCUGUUUUCAGUCAGAUGGAGGAUGCCGCUGGCAAGAAUAUUAUUUGGCUUGCUUCUCUUUUUAAUUUACUUGCUACGAGGCCUUCGAAACAUCUGGCAGAUUCUCUUCCACCUCACAGUUGCUGCCUUUGUGUUAUAUCAAACUGCUAAGCGACAGCUACAAGCAAAGCCCCCUGAUUACAAUGUAUAGGAUCAAGAAAUCAGCAUAUAGAUAACAAUGGUUUUAAAAAAAAAUGAUGUAAUAUACAAAUCUGAAAAUGAAAGCAAGUUUAUAUCAUGAACGCAGGUAGUCAAGCAUCACUUGGUUGUUUGUGUCACAAUUUAAAAACACAUAUUGAGCUUUCAGUGGAUAUUAUGAAUUUACAGAGAUACUAUGCUCAUUGGUGGAUAGGUGUGUUAUAGAGAUGAGUUUGUAAAGAGGGUGGUGGCAUUUUACAAUGUAGAUCUGUGCAUAUUUCUAAAACCCAAGGAGAAGUCAAA